Messenger RNA from Fusarium graminearum PH-1, 1011 nucleotides. RefSeq lists its product as uncharacterized. The coding region runs from base 1 to 1011 and encodes 336 amino acids. The transcript has 2 exons. NCBI's taxonomy places the organism in Eukaryota, Fungi, Ascomycota, Sordariomycetes, Hypocreales, Nectriaceae. The record is from RefSeq and is a predicted model, not a curated record.
AUGAAUAUUUCAGUCCCUUACUUCUCUGCGGGUGUCAAAUGGAUCAACGCAACAGGUGAAAAGAAAUUCCAGCGCGUUGGCGAUGCCGCGUACUCGGACGUCGGCCAGCCUAUAGGGAUCCGAGUAGUUGGUGCGACAUCGUUUGUCAAUAGUGAGAAAUGGAGUCCCCAGGGCCGCGCACCAAGUGGACCUGAUACUUUCGUUGGCACCCGGCUAAUUUCAGUGCAAACUCGGGCUAUAGCCAAUGUUAUUGAGCAGGGUACAUGCCCAACAUCGCUGCGACACUUUGGACAGCUUCCGCCCGUUUCCCAACAUGAGAUUCGCUGGGCAGGCGGAAACGACAAAACUGCUGACUACGACUGCUUUCUUCUUGGCGAGGUCACAAUAAACGCAGGCAUAUACAACGGACGAGACUGCAAAGUUGUCUCUUCUGACAAAACCUCUCAAUCCUAUGCCACGUGUUCCAAAGAUCGCUACGGCGGCGAUUUCGAAGAGGACUGGUUGACUGGCCUGGCUCUAGACUUUACAUCCGAGGUCCUCAAGUAUGCGGUCUGGCAAAACUUCAGUCAACCUUGGAUAAGUGACGAUCUGGACGAGUACGUUGCUGGUAUGCUGGCGUUGGGAUACCACGCAGCUUGGAGCGCACUGAUGAAAAGGUUUGGCAACUACACAGAAACCAUAUCCUUCAGACCAUCGGAGGAGAUUGUUUUCGUUUCUGUGGAUAAGAACAAGCUCUACAUCUGGCUAGGCAUGAACGCCACUCUUACCCUCUCAGCCAUUCUUGUUUUUGGAGCAAAUAUUGUCCAUAGCCCCAUGGCUAGUGGUCUUUGCAGCGCUGUGAGUUUGAGUCGCCAAGAUGGAAAGCUUCCGAGACUUUGGUGGCUAAGGGGCAAUAUAGAGGGCGGAAAUGAUAAUGAUGGGGGUCAUGAAUUGUGUAGCAAAAAGGUUGUUUUUGCUGAGGAUGAUACGUCAGUCCGAGCUCUGGACUCGCGUCAAGGUCUGUUGUCUUGA